Messenger RNA from Amyelois transitella, 4056 nucleotides. Its product is annotated as E3 ubiquitin-protein ligase RFWD3. The transcript has 2 exons. The coding region runs from base 171 to 1925 and encodes 584 amino acids. Gene Ontology annotation, biological process: interstrand cross-link repair; protein ubiquitination. Gene Ontology annotation, cellular component: nucleus. NCBI's taxonomy places the organism in Eukaryota, Metazoa, Arthropoda, Insecta, Lepidoptera, Pyralidae. The record is from RefSeq and is a predicted model, not a curated record. Gene Ontology annotation, molecular function: protein binding; ubiquitin protein ligase activity.
GAAUUCGGUUAUUUUACGUAAAAUUUAAUGUUUUCUUUAUUCUACAUGUGACAUAAGUGCCAAUAAGUAAUCAGUAUAUAAUUAUAUUUAUUUCUCACAAAGUAAUAACAAUUAUAUUGUAUAAAGAAUGUGUUUUGUGUAAUCAAAAGACUUUCAUGCAUUAAAACAACAUGGCCGACAGCGACCCAGUUGACACUGGGCCUGGGAGCCCUGACAUCCUCAUGCCCCAGUCUCCAGGGAGCCCCAUCAUCCUGGACCCAGCUGAGAGCCCGCCAGCACCAUGGCAACCCGACUCAGAAACCUUCACGCAAGGCAAUGAAGACAGCAAUGACUCAGUAGCCACCACUGUUAAUCUAUAUGACACUGAAAGCACCAGUAGCACGUGGAACAGGAACGACGACUCCAACGCACGGCCACAAAUCCCAAUUCAGGAGAACAGUAACUCCGCAAUGCAGUCCUUGAACGAGGAAUCGUCCAGUUUAAUGUCUUUUCCUGAGAGAAAAGAUGAGGAACCACCAGCGAAAAUGCGUAGACUCAGCUCCCCGAAGCACGACGUUGACGGCGAGACGUGCCCAAUAUGUCUAGACUCCUGGGGAAACACAGGAGAACAUAGAUUGGUCGCGUUAAAAUGUGGACACCUCUUCGGCUCCCAGUGCGUGCAGAGGUGGUUGAAAGCCCAGUCUGUAAAAGACCGAUCCUGCCCAACGUGCAAAAGCAAAGCCAAUGUCAAAGACAUAAGGCACAUUUACGCACGGCAGCUGGUAGCGGCUGAUACGUCCCAGAUCACAGCGCUCCAGAAACAAGUGGACCAGUUGCAAGUUGAGAAGAGCCGGGCGGAAUUGGAGUUACAGAAGUCUAGGAUAGCUCACAGGGCUUGUCUGUUGCAACUGGAAGUCUUGAGGAGUACGCUGAUGAAAUCGCACGUGGCCAAAGAGCAACCCAUUCGGAAGUCGUGGAGGUUCGCCCUGGAGAAGAAUCUGGAGAUAUGCAAGGACGGCGGCUGCAGAGUUUUGACUUACAAUUGCAGGACAUACGAGUUCUACGUGUCGCAGAAGAGCACGAAUAACUUGUUCCCCGGUUACGGGAUAAGGAAAGUUAGUUGUGUGGAUUUUAAAUUGGGACAAUUUGUGCAUUUACACCCGAAGCCGAUUAGGGAUAUUACUUAUUCGCAGCCCCGCGAUCUCCUUUUGAGCGUGGGCCUCGACGGCGCGGCGAGAAUCGUGGAAAGAGGUAUUUCCACGAUCACGGUAUCGACUGGCGUUCCUCUCUGGUCAUGCUCGUGGGAUUACCUGAGAAGCAACGAGUUCUACGUCGGCGGAGUGGGCGGCGUGAUCCACCAAUACGACGUUAGGAACCCAGGGUCCUAUAUCCAAAGAUUGACGGCACCCAGCGACAUGUCUCCAGUCGUGUCGUUAUGCUCGACAGAGUACGGGCUGUUAUCGUGCCAGCUGAACUCCAGCUGGUUAUGGGUGGCGAAUAUGAGGCAGUGGGAACCCAGAGCUUUGCCAAUUGAAGGUCCAUUCAUGUCGCUGUGCUACGAUGUAGACUCACACCGAGCUUUGAUCUCAUGCAGACCUACCAAUAGUUCUGAACGGUCAAAACUGACGGUUUGUAAGUUGAGAGCUUCCGCGCCUAAUGGAGAAGUUCUGUUCGAUGUUGAGCAGACUUUCAGUGGGUCUUCCAGGUCUUCCUUGCUGUCCAGGCCGACCUGGGUUAGGGCGCCGGGCGCCUGUUGGGUGGCGGCCCAUUCUGAGAGCGAUUCGACGUUGUACCUUCACGGGGUCGAUGGAGCCAGGACAAUGUCACUACCAGCGGCUGAACCGGCGUUGGACGUGUGUUCAGCAGAACUUAAUGGCGACACGGUGGUAGCGGCGCUGUCAGAGUCUCGCCUUAGGUUAUAUAAAGCGGUGUCGACCAAUUCAUGAUAUUAGAUAUGACUGAAUUUGUUAUUUUUGUGUUUAGCGGCUAAGUUCUCUAUUGGCAAUGUUAAAGGAUUCCUGGUGCGCACGCGCAGAACCCGAGAAUAGAAUAGAUUUAUUUUCAAAAUUGGAUACAAGGUAUCACUUAUUGACGUCACAUCACUUAAAUCUAAUUAUAACUACUACCGCUUCCAAAGCGCAUGUGUAGAAGAAGCGGCGGAACAAACUACACUGCAGCAUUUUCACCGGAAGUCAAUUUACAAAUAUAGAUCUCUUAAAUCUAAAUCGUGGACGAAUGCACAUUGUCUACAUUAAAAAACAUGAAUGAAUGUAGAACUAAAUAUUUCAAUACGAAUACGAUGUUUACUUAUCCGGUCUAACCGUAUCGUCUCUCCGCGAGGCGUUCAUGUACUAGACAUUUAAUGAAUUAAAAUUUUUUGACAGUCUUAAUGAAUUAAAAUGUUUUAAAAAUUAUGGAAAACUAAAUGUCACCCGCAGCUUCGCCCGCGCGAAAUUAGCGCCACAAAUUAAUACAGGUUAUUCGCAAAUCCCGCGGGAACUAUACUUUUUACCGGGAUGAAAGGUACCCUAUGACUUUCCUUACUCCCCACUAUGUGUAUACAAAAUUUCAUGCAGAUCGGUUCAGUAGUUUAACUCUGAAUAUGUAAAAAACAAACAAAAAAAACUCAUCAAGGCGGUGACUAAAGACAAACUAAUCCAGGUUAUUGCAUGGUUGUUGGUCAAGACGAAUGUCUAUUCCCUUGGUCGUUUUUAACGAAAUCCAUGAAGAUAGAUCGAAGAGCACCGAACAAAGGGCUUAAUCCAAAGUGCCAGUUACCACACGGCAUAAAAUACCCGACUACUUUGCCAAUAGAGGGCGCUGAGUCUUAAAAACGGCAAAAUUUUAAGUCAUGAAAUUAAUGUUAAGGAUGUUAGAGUGUAAGUACCUAAUUUAUAAUUGGGAGUUAAAGGAGAGUUAAAAUUGCCGUGUGGUUCCCGGCACCAAUACAAAAAAGAAUAGGACCACUCCCAUCUCUUUCCCAUGGAUGUCGUAAAAGGCGACUAAGGGAUAAGCUUACAAACUUGGGAUUCUUUUUUAGGCGACGGGCUAGCAACCUGUCACUUUAUAUGAACCUCAAUUCUAUCAUUAACGUGGCCAUUCAGUCUUUUCGGGACUAUUGGCUCUGUCUACCCCGUGAGGGAUAUAGACGUGACUAUAUGUAUGUAUUAAAGGUCCGAGAACACAGCAGAAAAAUGCGGUUCAGACGGAGUGCAGUUUGAUAGCCGGCCCGCACCAAGUUGUUAUACUGAUUGUGCCCUUGCGGGGUAGACAGAGCCAACAGUUUUGAAAAGACUGACAGGCCACGUUCAGCGGUUCGGCUUAAUGGUAGAAUUGGGAUUCAAAUAGUGACAGGUUGCUAGUAAAAGUAACCCAAGUUUAAACCUAACCCUUAGUCGCCUUUAACGCAUAAAAGCAUUAUCUAUCAGUACAUAUAUCUAUACUUAUAUAUACAUACAUAAUCACGUCUAUAUCCCUUGCGUGGUAGACAGAGCCAAUAGUCUUGAAAAGACUGAUAGUCGCAAGUUCAGCUGCUUGGCUUACUUUUCAAAAUUCAAUUUUUUUUAUUUAUUAUUAUAAGAUAGGUACUUCAUAUCCAGAGUUAAGAUCCAGUGUGUAGUGUACAUAAGGAGUUGGAAGAGUUCAUAAACAUAUAUAUUAUCACGUCUAUAUCCUUUGCGGGGAAGACGGAGCCAACAGUCUUCAAAAGACUAAAAGGCCUCGUUCAGCGGUACGGCUUAAUGAUGGAAUUGAGAUUCAAAUAGUGACAGGUUGCUAGUCCAUCGCCUAAAAGGAGAAUCCCAAGUAUAUAAAUAAGCCUAUCCCUUAGUCGCUUUUUAUGACAUCCCGAGGGAAAGAGAUGGAGUGGCCGUAUUCUUUUUUUUUAUUGGUGCCGGGAACCACACGGCACGUCGGAAGAGUUUCUUGUAAUUAAAACUGCACUGCGUCUGACCUGCCUUCGGUGUCGGCGCUAAAUAUGUUAAAGAGAAUGAUUUAUUAGCGUAGUAAUGAUAAUGUGAAAUUGAUUUGUGAACUUGUAAAAAAAUUGUUUUGUAAAUACAUGUUUUAAAUAAUGUG